Mauremys reevesii (Reeves's turtle) is the source of this 1150-nucleotide messenger RNA. RefSeq names its product intelectin-like protein. The record is from RefSeq and is a predicted model, not a curated record. Gene Ontology annotation, molecular function: oligosaccharide binding. Bases 33 to 1043 code for a protein of 336 amino acids. Lineage: Eukaryota; Metazoa; Chordata; Testudines; Geoemydidae. The transcript has 7 exons.
GAUUUACUGUUUUCCCUGCUGCAAAGUCAACAAUGAAGCAACUCGCUCUCCUGCUGCUCCUCAUCUCAGUGACCAGGGCGACCCCUUGCGCUGAGAGCGUGGGUGCUGCUGAACUGAAACUCGCCAUCCGUGACCUGCUGGAGAACUGGAAAGACAAGUCCUGCUCCCAGAGUGGCCAGAGCGGCCAGAGCUACCAGAGCCUGCCCCGCAGCUGCAAGGAAAUUAAAUCCACCCAGGCCGGAGCUGGAGAUGGGAUUUACACCCUGCGCACCGAGAACGGCGAGAUCUACCAGACCUUCUGCGACAUGACCACCAAGGGGGGCGGCUGGACCCUGGUGGCCAGUGUGCACGAGAACGACGCCUACGGCAAGUGCACCAAUGGCGAUCGCUGGACCAGCCAGCAGGGGAGCAACGCCAACUACCCAGAGGGAGACGGCAACUGGGCAAAUUACAACAUCUUCGGCUCCGCGGUGGGCUCCACCAGUGACGACUACAAGAACCCUGGUUAUUAUGAUCUGCAAGCCCAGGACCUGUCCGUGUGGCACGUAACCAACAAGACGCCCCUGAAGGAAUGGAAGACCAGGUCCAUCCUGAGGUACCACACCGAGACCAGCUUCCUGUCCUUGGAGGGGGGGAACCUCUUCAAACUCUUCCAGGUGAUGGCGCUGGGCUGGGGGUUUUGGAGGGACGUGUGCAGGAGGGUCCGGGUGGCUCUGCUGGCCCCAGUAGAAAGGGAAAACGAUGCAACAAGAGAGAGCAAAUGGAAAAUCCCCAGGAGAGAGCACGCUGAAUUUGUUCCUGGCUACAUCCAGUUCCGCGUGUUUAAUGCUGAGAAGGCACCCAUGGCUCUGUGUUCUGGACUGAAAGUGACCGGCUGUAACACUGAGCAUCACUGUAUAGGUGGAGGAGGAUUCUUCCCAGAAGGAAACCCGAUUCAGUGUGGUGAUUUCCCUGCCUUUGACUGGAAUGGCUACGGAACCCAUCAGCACUGGAGCGUAUCCAAGGAGAUGAUUGAAUCCGCAGUGCUGCUGUUCUACCGCUGAGUUCGGAUAGGCUGGCAUGACCCAGUGAAGGACUCUGCAUCGCUCCAGACACAGCUACUCCCUGGGAGGAGAAUUAUGGCCUCAGCUGUGGACAUCUGUGAUGCAAA